GCUGAUCCAGGCCUCUGCCUCUGCCUCUCCAUUUCGCUCCCUGCUGCUGGCCCAGGGAAAGUCAGGGAGCGCUGUGAUGAACGGUGGUGUUUUUCUGCUGCUCGGGAUGUCUGGGCUCGGUGGCUGUGUGGCAUCGAUCCACCGCAGCAGCUCUUCCCUUUCCUGGCUGUCCAGUUCAGGCAGCAGCUCAUGUUGACCUCCUUCCUCUGCUGCAGUGUCAGUUCCUUCGGUCCCCCCUGUUUGGGUAUCAGCAGGGUCCUGGUUCUGCUGGGGGACCUCCUGAGGACUCGCCACUUCUGAAAAAGCAAGAACAUCCCCAGAAGGAUGAGGACAGCCUUCCCACAGGCACUCAGUGCAGACACCUCCCCGCCAGCUCUGCUGCCCCCAAACUCACCAUUGUUCAUCCAAGUCAGGAGCUCAUCCAUGUCCGGCAUGUCAUCCGGGACGUCAUCCAGGACCUCUGUUUCGGGUGCCAUUUCUGGAAGAGGAAGAAAACCGCCACGGGGGUCAGGAGGUCAUUGACGGCAGUGAUGUCCUCCUGGAUGUCUGAGCUCGUUGUCGCUGCUGGAAAAGCAAGAACACCCCCAGUGAGGCAGCGCCAUCUUUCCCACCGCCACCCAGUGCGGACAGCCUGCCGCCCGCUCUGCAGCCCCAAACUCACCACCUGAUUCCAGCGCUGCGCUGCUGCAGAUGACUACGCCGAUUCUUUUCGUGCCGCUGCCUGGUUGAACCCGGCUUUUGUUCCUGAGGUGAAACCUGGAGGUAAAUCACUGCCAGAACAGAGCCUUGGAGGCUCCCCUUCCCAUUCUCUUCCCCUCCCCGUCUCCAGGCAGUUCCACACAUGGAUUGCUGUGUAUCAGCACGGUGCCACUGCAGGCACCCAGCAGCUCAGGUUGAGAUGCUGCCGCGUGGAAGGGAGAGAGGGGUGCUGUGGAGCAAUCCGCCGUUGUUCCCAUCUGGAGAUGGGGAUGUGGACGUGUGUGACACAAGCUGCUCUGUGCUGUUUGUUUACAGAUGUGAGUGGAAGUGAAUGGGGUGCAGAAUCCCAGCCGGCUCCAGGGUCGGAAGCUCUAGCAGAUGGCAUGGAACUGCCUCCAGAGAGGGCCGUGCCAAACGCGCAGCUGCCUCCCGCGCAGGAGCCCCGCUGGCCUCCCAGGGGUCCUGCGAGACAGACAGAGAAACCGGGACGAGGAAGAUAUUCGCCGCGGUUUGCUCAUGUCCUGAAGGCAAUGACGGGGGAGAAGGAAGUGCCUGAGAUCGAUGGAGAGCCUGUGGACGAGGCCGUGCUUCAGGAGGGCAGCAGCCACACACUGCCCAUCUCCCGUGAAGGCACAGAGGACGUGCCAGCAGCUGGCGCUGCAGGUGCAGGAGGUGAAGAAGCCACCAAGGGCAUCUACAUUAAGGACGCCCCCAUGUUCUGCUUGAAAGGUGCUAUUGGUGUGUUUGUUCCCAUUCUGCUCCUGAUAAUUGUCUGCUGCAUUUGCAUCCGGCGGCGGCGGAAGAAACAACAGCGCCUCAUGGAAUCUGCCAAGGCCCGGUUUGCUGCCGGUGGACAAUCAGCACAUGAGCACAGACGGUCUCGGCACCAGCGGGCUCCACGGGUGCCAGGACGUCCUGCCCGGGUGCUGCGGAGCUCCAGCCCAUCGCGGCCCCCCAGGCCCAAGCGUGCCCCGACUCGGCUGCCCCCGGCGCGGCCCCCGCGGCCCCCCAGCCCGGCCAUGUACACCAGGAAUAAGCCCCAGCCCCGCCGGGCACCGCCACCGCCACCACCCCGGUCCUACAGGGGAUGGUAGCAGUCUCCCUGGGGCUGGGCACCACGUCCCACACCUGGACAGCCGCUGCUGCCAUCCACUGUGGCUGUCCAGAUUUCUAUUCCAGUCUUCUAUUCCAUCAAUAAAUAACAACAUCAUUUCCCAACUGUGUGAGAGCUUGCUUGAUCCGUGCAGGACACAGGAUGCAGAA
Lagopus muta (rock ptarmigan) is the source of this 1962-nucleotide messenger RNA. Its product is annotated as serine/arginine repetitive matrix protein 1-like. NCBI's taxonomy places the organism in Eukaryota, Metazoa, Chordata, Aves, Galliformes, Phasianidae. The record is from RefSeq and is a predicted model, not a curated record. The transcript is spliced from 8 exons. Bases 963 to 1793 code for a protein of 276 amino acids.